This is a messenger RNA of Anopheles coustani, 4494 nucleotides long. It is a transcript of the gene tor, whose product is annotated as tyrosine-protein kinase receptor torso. The coding region runs from base 911 to 4261 and encodes 1116 amino acids. Gene Ontology annotation, biological process: multicellular organism development; positive regulation of kinase activity; cell surface receptor protein tyrosine kinase signaling pathway. The transcript is spliced from 16 exons. NCBI's taxonomy places the organism in Eukaryota, Metazoa, Arthropoda, Insecta, Diptera, Culicidae. Gene Ontology annotation, cellular component: signaling receptor complex. The record is from RefSeq and is a predicted model, not a curated record. Gene Ontology annotation, molecular function: transmembrane receptor protein tyrosine kinase activity; protein binding; ATP binding.
AAGUGUUUUAAAGCUUUCAACAUACCGCACUACCGAUCAAGCUGUGAAGAAAUUUGUUAAUACACCUGCAGGUGAUUUUUCCUCCGACGGUGUGAUUCCUACCACGUUUUCGAAACGUCGUUAAAACACAUUUAAAAUUCCUCGCCCUCCAUUCUCCGGCACCGGCAAGGUGCGGGUACUUUAUCAUCAUUAAGCGCCAGGUGUGGGUGUUUGUGUUUGUGUUAUCAAAAGUGAGAGAAAAAAACAUGCCAGUUCCAAGAACGCCAUUGCGCGAGUUAAUCAAAUAAUUUCCAAAAAUCCAAAAAAGGGUUCUUACUGAAGAGUUGGCCCGUCAGUUUCGUAAACCUUGCCCUCGCCCGGAGGUUGUGUGGCUGUGUGUGGGGCGCGUGUUAAUCAAAUCAAUCGAAACCGCAUCUGGCACUGCAUGCGCCAGCAACUGGAAGCAACGCUCCAGCACACGGUCGAACUAAAUCGAAACGCAAAUUGGAUGUAACCUUUGGCAGGGGGCCGAAACACGCUCGAAGUGAAGUGAUCGUCCGAACCAUCGCCGGCAUCGACUUUUACUGCCUCACACAACCAGAAGAGCUAUAAACUUCAAACUGUGCUGGGAAUUGAACGUGAGCAGAGCGUCACGGGUAACGGCAAGAAGAAAGCUCAAGCAAUGUGCCACGAUUCCUUCCGGGACGACUUAACACGACUCCUCAACGUCCACCGUCCGAGCCUCGUGUGGGUAGAGGCAGCCCUGGGAGAGCCGAACCCCAUCGGUCUAGUUAAUCGAUACCGCAAAGAAAGCGACAUCUAAUUAAUCUAAAUCAGUACGGACCAAAGUUGACCCGUCGGCGAGCGUGCGAACGUGUCGCAAAUCGAUAGCGGUUUUUUACUGACAACAGCGCCAUUGCACCGCCCCACGAUGCACGUGAUCGUACUGAAGUACGUGCAGGUCCUCUGCAUAACUAUAUUCUUCUCGAAUAACAUCAACUGCGACAAGCUGCUGCUGCACAACGAGCAGGAAGAUCAGGAGCUGUACCGGAUCGGCGCGUGCACGGCGGUCUGCCUGGCCGGGUCGGAAGGCACCAUCGGGAGUCCGGAUCAUCCUGGAUUUAACAGCACUCCGGUAGAACCUAAGACCAUUGAGCGCUGUUAUACCCUUUGUUCGGAGGAUAGGCGGCCAGCGUCCGCCUUAAGGCCGCUGGUUCAGCGCCUGGAGCCAUCAUUGCAUAUCAAUCUCAUCUGCCGUGAUAGCACGAAUCUGAUCAUCGAGGUACAACCGAGGCCGGAUGUGCGUAGCGAACGGCACUCCAGCGAAGGCCUUGGCGAUGCGGCCGCACCGAAGGGAAAACAAAACCAAUUAGAUGCAUUCGCUACUGGCAACGUGGCGAGUGCAAGUGCCGGUAGGGUGCAAUCGAAGGUCAGCGGGCCGGCUCGUAGGAAACGAGCCAUUGGGACGGAAAGUUCUUCGGAUUCACUCUCCGACCACCAGAAGCCCGAACCAUCGGCAAGCAAACGUGCGAAUCUGUUGCCCGAAGCAAACGAUGAACGGUCGAUUAAGCGUGGUACCAGCCUUACGGACGAUGAAAGAUGGUAUCCGCAUCCCAGGCCGCCGGGUCAAACGCAAGGUCGCAACAACCCUGCACGCCCGACCGGGCCCAUCCGACAGCCGAUCUAUCUGGUGAAGGUACAGGAAAGCGAGAAGGAAAUGGGCGACCGAAUCGUCUACAUGAGCAACUCAUCGUUGGUUAAAAUUGAACAUCUCGUUCCGAACAAGCGGUACAACGUGACUGCCACCGUGCUGACUUCCGAGUACGAGUACUACUACGUCGAAAAGGCCCAGUUUAAAACGCUGCCGGUGGGAUACAUCCCCGGGGCCAUCACAGAGGUGAAGGUGGAACGGUACGAGACCAACGUGAAGGACAGUCGACUAGUGGAUGCUGUGAUUUCCUGGAAUCCGGCGAAAGAUAAAACGUGCCACUAUGAAAUCCUGUGCCAUGCGGACCAUUCACCUGAUUUUCAGCUGAAACCCAUCGAUGUACAUCAGCCUGAAGUCCUUUACACAUACACGGUUAACGCACUGGAACUAAGCGCUAACUAUCGGAUUGCAAUACGUUCGAAGAAUACCGUAAACCCCGAGCUGGAAAGUCAACUUCAGUGGCAUGAAUUUAAAACGCCCAUCUGUACCAUUCCAGUCAACGGAAGUCAAGUUUGUGCACCGGAAGCGAUCACAAAUGUACGUGUUAGGCAAGAACCACUAUAUGAUCACCACUAUCAGCUCAAUAUCAGCUGGGACCGACCCCAGAUUCCGCCCGACUCCUACGUGGUCAAGAUAUUCGACCUGCACGACUCUGGCACGGAAGAUCCGGCCAACUCGCUAACGCGGAACCUCACUGGGGAUGCGGUAGGGCUGUUUAUCGAAUCGUUCGAAAUGUUUGGCCCACACUUUGAGGUAUUUAUAUCGGCGUACUCGAGCGUUGGCGUAACGUCGGAAAGUACCAUCAAAACGCUUCAGAUCGGUCGAGUGAGCACGGACUCAUGGCUACGCACAAAGCUCGUCUUCAUCAUACUUACGCCGGUGCUAAUGAUCGGCCUGCUAAAGAUAUCCAUUUCGCUAAUUUGCCGUCGAAGGGCGAAACUGAAACGGUACGAGGAACGAUGCGAGUAUUUUAAGGAGCUGGAACAAAAAGCCCCGGUCGAUCCUAGCACGGAGUUUGAGCCCAAUUCGAAGCAUAUGCACGAUCUACUUGGUUCGAGUCCAUUUCCACCCGAUCUAAUUACUCCCAUCAAUGACGAGCUAGAAAUCGAGGUCGAUCAUAUUAUCCUGCACGACAUGCUGGGCGAGGGAGCGUUCGGAUUGGUACGAAAGGGUUUCCUUCACCAGAAAGUUCCUGGCGAGCAGCCCAAACCGGUGGCGGUGAAGAUGUUGAAGGAAUGUCCGCGUGUGGAGGACAUAAUCGAGUUCCGGCGCGAAAUGGAGGUAAUGAAGUCGGUCGGUACACACGCGCAUAUCGUCGGCAUCGUUGGCCACUGCACGAAGAACGUCCGCAAGAUGAUGCUCCUCACGGAGUACUGCGGUCGUGGUAAUCUGCUCAACUAUCUGCGUCUCCAGUGGCAAAGAAUGCUGAGGCUGCAUCGAGAGUUGGCGGUAUCCACGCAGAUGCUCUCGCAAGUUACCGAUUCUGCUCCAUGUGCUCCACCACCGGAGCUGGUGGAAUGUCUAACGCCAGCACUGGACAACAACAAGCUGCCGGAGAACGUGUUCAACUUCGACACAUCGUUCGUGAAUGAUAAGAAAUCGCUGACGUACAAAAACAUCACCGACGGCACCAGCAGGCGACCGCAGAUAAUCGAAAAUAAGCUCUACCCACUGUUCAACGAGGACGAGUGUCCGGCGGGUAACCAAACAUCCGACCAUCAGCGCGUGGUGACGUUCUGCACAAACGCCUGCCGAAAUGUGGUGGAAAUUGUCGACCGUGAACGACACUGCGUGCCGGAAACGGAAGCGCUCGAUGGCAAGGGAAGUGUAAAAAUUAAUCCUUGUAGUUGCCAACGUGACACGGUGGUAGAAAAUACCGUCGAUAAUCGGUGUUACCAUAGUUGCCCGGAGUCGGCGGAGUUGCAGAUACCAAACACACCGAAACCCGUCGUGGAAGACGAUCCGAUGCCGGGCAGUGCGCAGUUGCUGGAAUUUUCCCGCCAAAUUGCGCUCGGAAUGGAAUAUCUUGCACGAAACAAAGUGGUGCAUCGUGAUCUGGCCGCUAGGAACGUGCUGGUGUGCAGUGAUAAUACGAUGAAAAUAGCCGAUUUUGGCCUUAGUCGGGACAUUUACCAGGAAAAUCUAUACCGCAAAACGAGCAACGGGAAGCUGCCGAUCAAAUGGCUCGCACUGGAAUCGUUGACGCACCAGGUGUACACAUCGCAGAGUGACGUCUGGUCGUACGGGAUUCUGCUGUACGAGAUCUGCACCCUCGGCGGAAGCCCGUACCCGGCCAUUUCCACCGGCAAGCUGCUACGCUACCUCGAGAAUGGUAAUCGUAUGGAUCGCCCGAAAAGUUGCAGCGAGGAGCUAUAUGCCUUGAUGUACUCCUGUUGGAUGCUGCAUCCGAGGGAACGGCCUACGUUUACCAAAAUCGUGCACACGCUCGAGGAGCUACAGAAAAAAGAACCCACCCGGAACCCGCCUACGAUUGAUCUAAACGCGAUCGUCGAUGUCCAUUGCACAAUAAAUACGACCGAAGAAAAUUCAUACUUAAAGCCGGUUGAGUAUUAGAAGCGGACUGGCCACAUGGAAGCAAACCAAAACAUCGACAGAUUGUAUAUUCAAGUUUUAUGGAAUGGGAGUGGAAAUAAAUACUCCAAAAACAGCAGAACAUUCCAAUGUGAACACGUGAAAAACCAACAACGACUUACUAUACAGUGAUGGGAUACGGUAGGAUAGGAUUGUUGUGCGAUUGCAAAGGACUUGUUUUUUUUUAAAUAAAAUACAAAUAUAUUUUUAAACAA